Messenger RNA from Scleropages formosus (Asian bonytongue), 6390 nucleotides. It is a transcript of the gene nup188, whose product is annotated as nucleoporin 188. Bases 26 to 5305 code for a protein of 1759 amino acids. Gene Ontology annotation, biological process: protein import into nucleus; RNA export from nucleus. Gene Ontology annotation, molecular function: structural constituent of nuclear pore. Gene Ontology annotation, cellular component: nuclear pore inner ring. NCBI's taxonomy places the organism in Eukaryota, Metazoa, Chordata, Actinopteri, Osteoglossiformes, Osteoglossidae. The transcript has 44 exons. The record is from RefSeq and is a predicted model, not a curated record.
CCGGCCGGAAAUUCGUCACGUGACGAUGGUGCGCGCAUUGGCGGGUCACGUGUUGGGGGUCAAGAUGGCGAACUCGGAGAUGUGUGUCAGAAGCAGCAGGGAGUUGUGGACCAUUUUACUCGGGAGGUCAGCCCUGAGAGAACCGGCCCAAAUUGAAGCUGAACUGGACAGGAAUUGGGAGCGAUUACUUUUGGGUUUGUGUUACUACAAACCACCCAGCUCAUCCUCUGCUGAGAAACUGAAGUCAGAUAAAGACAUCGCUCAGCCACUGAAAGACUUUGGCUUCAGAAUCAGUAAACUGCUGGGUCUGGAUGAACAGCAGAGUGUACAGAUACUACAGUGUUACUUGCAGGAGGACUACAGAGGGACGCGCAAUGCCUUGAAGAAUGUCCUUCAGGAAGAAAGGCAGAGUCAAGCUCUACUCCUCAAAAUAGCCGAUUACUACUACGAGGAACGGGUCUGUCUGCUUCGCUGUGUCCUGCUACUUCUGACAUACUUCCAGGAUGAAAGACACCCCUACAGGGCAGAGUACGCAAAUUGUGUCAGCAAGCUGGAGAAAGAUCUAGUUUCAAACUACCAGCAGCAGUUUGAGAAGCUCUUCAAAGCAGAGGCACCAACAUGGGAGACUCAUGGAAAUCUCAUGACGGAGAGACAGGUGUCACGAUGGUUCCUGCAAUGUCUCCGGGAGCAGUCUCUCCUCUUGGAAAUCCUCUUCCUGUACUAUGCCUACUUUGAGAUGCCACCUGCCGAUCUGCUCACUUUCACCAAGAUCUUCAAGGAGCAGGGUUUUGGUCAAAGGCAGACAAACCGGCACUUGGUGGACAAGAGCAUGGAUGCCCUUGUUGACCGCAUUGGAUAUUUCAGUUCUCUUAUACUUGUGGAGGGGAUGGAUAUUGAUUUCCUGCACAAAUGUGCCUUGGAGGAUCGGCCAGAACAGCAUCAGUUCUUCAGCACUCCUGAAAUCUGCAAAGAGAUGGACCAGAUAUUGCUGACUUUUGGAGACCUCCCCCACCAUGCCCCAGUUUUGCUGGCUUGGGUCUUGUUGCGGCACACACUGAACCCAGAUGAGGCCAGCCUGGUGAUUCGGCGAAUUGGAAACACCUCUCUGCAGCUGGGUGUGUUUCAGUACCUGACCAACAUGCUCCAGGCAAUGGGCAGCAGUGGAAACAAUUGCACUGCCAGCACAGCCCGAAUGUGUAUCUACGGCCUCAUUUCGUUUGUUAUUACUUCAUUUGAGGAGGAAACUCUUGGAAUCCAGCAGCACAUGAUCAAUGUUGCAUGUGAGGUCCUUGCUGCCCCCAGCCUAGCAGAGCUGUUCUGGGAGACGAAGCCAGAAAUGGGGCUUGGAAUGAUUCUGGACAGUGCAGUGGGAAUAUUUCCUCAGAAGAUCGGCCCACUCCUUCAGCUGCUGACAGCCCUCCUGUCGGACAAGUCCACUGCCAAGAAGGUGUACAGCUUUUUGGACAAGAUGUCUUUCUAUACUGAAGUCUACAAGCAUAAGCCCAAUGAUAUUGUGUCAAGAGAGGAUGAGACACUGUGGAGGAGACAGUUGCCUAAACUCCUUUAUCCUCUUGGUCUUGGUCAGACCAACCUCCGUAUGCCACAAGGCUGUCUUGGCCAGGUGAUUUUGAGUGAUCAGGGCUAUAUAGUCCGCUGGGACUACUCCUACAGCUCCUGGACACUGUUCACCUGUGAGAUCGAGAUGCUGCUGCAUGUGGUGUCAACUGCAGAUGUUAUUCUGCACUGUGAGCGAGUCAAGCCCAUCCUUGACCUGGUGCACAAGGUCAUCAGCACUGAUUGGACCGUGUCGGACUGCCUGUUGCCCAUCACAUCCCGUAUAUACAUGUUGCUGCAGAGGUUGACAUCAGUGAUAAACCCUCCCACUGAAGUGAUUGCAUCCUGUGUGAACUGUCUGACUGUUCUGGCUGCAAGGAUGCCAGGGAAGGUGUGGUCCAGCUUGCACCACACUGGAUUCUUGCCUUUUGCCUCCACACCACUGACUAACAUGGCACAGUCAAUCAGUGCUGAGGGCAUGAAGGCGGGUAAUUAUGGCAACAUUCUAGUCCUGAUUGAGCAACCUCGGGGCGAGUAUGCCGUGACUGUUGCAUUCCUGCACCUGGUAACCACCCUUGUCAAGGGUCAGCUGGGAAGCACCCAAAACAAGGGUCUCAUUCCUUGUGUGUUACUGGUGCUCAAAGAGAUGCUUCCUACGUACCACAAAUGGCGCUACAAUACCUGUGGAGUGAGGGAAAGGAUAGGUUGCCUGAUUUUAGAGUUGAUUCAUGCCAUUCUCAACCUCACUCCUGAGGGAGAGUCCCAGGGCAGCACCCCCAGUCUUCAGUCCCUGUGCAUCUAUAGUCUGACCAAUACUGAUGCUGGCCAGGCAGUCGUCAACAUCAUGGGGAUUGGGGUGGACACCAUUGACGUGGUCCUGGCAGCACAGCCUAGCAGUGGUGUUUCAGAGGGUCCUGGGCAGGUCCUGAUACAGACAGUGAAGCUGGCCUUCUCUGUCACCAACAACGUGAUCCGACUGAAGCCAGCAUCAGAUGUGGUGUCCCCGCUGGAGCAGGCUCUGACACAACAUGGUGGCCACGGAAAGAACCUUAUUGCAGUUCUGGCAAAAUAUAUCUAUCACAAACACGACCCGGCGCUGCCACGCCUUGCCAUACAGUUGCUCAAAAGACUUGCAACGGUGGCCCCCAUGUCAGUAUACGCCUGCUUAGGGAACGAUGCAGCUGCCAUACGAGAUGCCUUCCUGACACGCCUACAGAGCAAGACGGAAGACAUGAGGAUCAAGGUCAUGAUCCUGGAGUUUUUAACGGUUGCUGUGGAAACACAGCCAGGCCUUAUCGAGCUAUUCCUCAACCUUGAAGUAAAGGAUGGUGCUGAAGGGUCAAAGGAGUUCCUGCUCGGUGAAUGGAGUUGCCUGCAUGUGGUGCUGGACCUGAUUGACUCCAGGCAACAGGGGAAAUACUGGUGUCCCCCACUGCUACACCGAGCUGCUCUGGCCUUCCUGCAUGCCCUGUGGCAGGACCGGCGGGACAGUGCCAUCUCAGUGCUGCGCACGAAAGACAAGUUUUGGGAAAACUUGACCACCCCACUUUUUGGAACCCUCCCAUCACCCUCAGAUACAACAGAGCCUUGUGUUCUUGAAACCUGUGCCUUUGUUAUGAAAAUAAUUGGCCUUGAAAUCUACUAUGUUGUCAGUACUUCUCUUGAGCAGUCUCUGAAAGAAACCAUGAAGAAAUUUUCUUCUGGGAAGCGCUAUGAGUACUGGUCCAACUAUGUGAAAUCACUGGUUUGCCACAUGGCCAAGACUGAGGAGGAGGGGAUGCGCUGCUUCCCUGAGUGCCAGAUGCUCAUCUCUGCAUGGAGGAUGCUCCUUAUCCUGUCAACCAGCCAUGCUGACGUGAUGCAGCUGACAGAGGAUUCCACUCAGUUGAAACUCUUCCUGGAUGUCUUGGAAGGCACCACAGCUACAUUGCAGGUGCCAACAUCCAUGCCCUGCUUGCGCAUUGGCUCCAUGAUGGCCACGCUGCUGCUCAUCUUGCUAAAACAGUGGAGAAGUGUGGUGGCGUCCGCUCCUGAUGUGCUGGCACCACUCUCUCAAAUACUUGAAAACAUCCUGCAAGCAGACCAGCAGCUGAUGGGGAGGACCAAGGCAAAGCUGUUUUCUGCGCUUAUCUCUGUCCUGCAGAUUCAGGGCCUUAAUAGUGGUGGGAUAUCCCAGCUCCCUCAGCUACUGCUGUGUGUGUGUGACACGGCACAAGAUGAAGCUCUAGCACUGAUGGACAGCACACGCCAUGUGGCUGUUACAGGGGACAUCCAUGAAGACAAGGACAGCAUGGAAACAGAUGCAGCCCCCCGCACCCUCCAUCAGGACCAGAGAGAUGGGGUGUGUGUUCUGGCCCUGCACCUGGCGAAGGAGCUGUGUCGUGUGGACGAGAACGGGGAGCACUGGUUGUUGGUGAUGCGUAGGCUGCCUGUGUUGCCGUCCAUCCUCAGCUGCUUGGAACUCAGUCUGAGGCUCAGACAGAACCUUUAUUUCACAGAGGCUGCACUGCAUCUUCUGCUCACUCUUGCUCGAACCUCACAGGGUGCCACUGUUGUAGCAGGUGCUGGUGUUAUCCAGAGCAUCUGCCUGCCAUUACUGAGUGUGUAUGAGGUCACUACAAAUGGAGCUUCUCAGAAUUUGGGCUUUUCCCGGAAGUCCCAGGACUCGCCCUCAUGGCCUGGGGUUUACCGCCUCUGCUUGUCCCUGAUGGAGAGCCUAUUGAAGACGCUUCGAUACAACUUUAUAAAUGAGGCGCUGGAUUUUGUGGGAGUCCACCAGGAGCGCAUACUUCAGUGCUUGAAUGCAGUACGGACAGUGCAGAGUUUGGCCUGUCUGGAUGAAGCAGACCACACAGUGGGCUUCCUCCUUCAGCUCUCCAGCUUCUGUAAAGAGUGGCAGUUCCACCUGCCGCAGCUGCUGAGGGACGUGCAGGUGAAUUUGUGUUACCUGUGUCAGACAUGUACCUACCUCCUGCACAGCAAGAAGAUGCUGCAUCAUUACCUUCAGACAAAGAAUGGAGAUGCAUUACCCCAAGGACCCCUCCCCCGAGCUCAGCGUGCUCCACAGACCCCCUCCAAACAGCCUGCAGGUGGAGUGGUUGGAGUCGGGGAGCGUGAUGAGGCUGAGCAGAAGGCACUGCUGGCGGUACAGUGCAGCCUGCUCAAGAUCCUGAGCAAGACGCUGGCCACCCUGCAGCACUUCACACCUGACUGUUGCCAGAUCCUGCUAGACCAGUCCCUGGACCUAGCAGAGUAUCGCACCCUGUUUGUGCUGAGCUUCACCACACCUGCUUUUGACUCUGAUGUGGCGCCUUCCUUCGGGACUCUCUUGGCCACAAUCAAUGUGGCCCUCAGCAUGCUGGGAGAGGUUGAGAAGAAGAAAGAGCCGGCCUCCCUCAACGUAGGGACUCUGGCCUCCUCUGAGGACAUUCAGGCUGUUAAGUCACUGCUCAUGUUUACCAUGGAAAACUGCUUCUAUGUACUGAUCUCCCAAGCGGUGCGCUACCUCAAGGACCCCAUGGUGCACCUGAGGGACAAACAGAGACUCAAGCAGGAGCUCAGCUCAGAGCUGAGCACACUGCUGUCCAGCUUGUCCCGCUACUUCCGCCGAGGGUCCCCAUCUUCUCCAGCCAGCAGUCUGCUCCCCUCCCCCCAGAGCAAACCCUCCACCCCAGGCACAAAAGUGGUGCAGGAAGGCCAGGAGCCCUUCAUCCAGCUGGUCCAGGCCUUUGUCCGCCACGUGCAGAGAUAGAGCUCCCACCGUUGGCUGCGUUCUCACUGUCAUCUGCUCAGGAACUCACCACUUCUGGGUAGCUUUACAAGGACAUAUUUCUAUUGCGCUUCCUGUUGGGCUUUUAAAAACUGUGUAAGAGUUGUGUUGAACCCGUGAGCAUUCACAGUAGCCUCCCAACUGUUAGAUUGCUUUUUAGGUGAAGAACUAGGAGAAAACCAAUUGUUUACAGCCAAAAAAUGUUUUGAAACCACCUCAAUGUUCAAAGUUCCACAUAAUGGAAAGAUAAUGUUUGUGCCAAAUGGUCAUUCCAAGCAUUUUUCUGUAAUUAGGACAUGGUUGGAUAUUUUUUGUUUUUAAAUAUUCUACCUGGUUUCAUUCAUUCUUCUGCUGGCUAGGGAAAGUGGUCAUUUAUGGUUGUCUCCUCCAGUACUUGAAAUGAUAAAGUAACUUGUACAUAUGUGGACCUUUUCAUAAUUUUUAUAAAGUGUCAUUUAACUUGAAACAGUCCACGACCAUUGACUGUUUUACAGUGUUAUUUGAGCCAAAGGGCUAUUGUUCAGUAUGUUUUGUGCCAGGAAUUUAAAUUCGAAAUACUCCAAAUCUGAAAGAGGUGGAAACCCAUUGAAUGUUUCACUCUCAGGGUUACUUCAUCUGUAGGCUUUCUGUUUUAGUAUGUGAGAGCAGUGUGUGUAUCCACGUGUGUGACGUACGAGGCUGUACUUAAAAUGUGCAGAUGAGUCUCUGGCUGCAGCUUUGUGAUCACCUGUAUGUGUUUUAUUUAUGGUGUGAAUCUUAAGAUUUCAAAGGGAAUGUGUAACUACCCUCCUGUUCACAGGCACUUAAAACACCUAGUUUUAUAGGUUGUGCGAUACUAUAUUUACGUGGGGGGACAGACACUUAAUAGCUCACUGAACUACAGGCAAUGUCUAAGUAUAUAAAAUGCUUCAGUUAUAAUUUUUUCCUAACAAGAUAUGUUUAUAGUACUUAGAUGAAGGCUCUGUUUUGCUUAUUUUGUUGUGCAGUGCUUGUAGCUGGGUGUGGCUAGUCAUUAUAGGUUCUUCAGUACACCACUAUAACUGUACUGUUAAUUUUGAAUACUUGGA